AUUGCACAACCUUUCACACACAGCACUGCAGUGAGUUUGGUUUUCUUCAUCACCUUCAGUCGGCUAGGAAGCAGAAUAAACUGGUUACAUUUGGUUAAAUCUGAACUUUUUGUGAUUAAAAUUGGACCCUUGUUUGCAAAACAGUUCACAAACCAAGCAUUACUGGAAUGUUGUCAUCACCAACAACAAGAAAAAAAAACAUUAAGACUUGAUAUGCCUGCUUUGUAUUAGGUGACAACAAGGCUUUUUCACCGUUGAACUAAUGCUCAACGAAAGGCGUAAAGUCCUUCACAAUGGAACGAGCCUGGAUUAUUGUGGAGUGCAUUUGUAGAAUCCUCGGCAUUUCUACAGCAGCAGCUGUUAAAAAAACAUACCCUCCAGCGAGACCAGUCCCGCUCUGCACCGCUGUUGACUUGAAGGUUCUGGGCGACCUCAACACGCCCACUCGCUGUGUGCGGCCUAGUGCCCUUACAGUUCUUCUGGGAGUAGGAAUAGAAACCAUCCUUCAGGGAGAAUUCAAAAGUCUUGGUGUCUAUCUUCUUAUUUCAGCAGCUGGCAUUAGUGUUUUUGAACUAUCCUAUUUCAUUGACUUACUGCUGGGGCCAUUUUUCCCCUGCAAGUCUGACUCCACACUAUGUAUCCGAUGGACAAAAACAGCUAGACUGGGUGGUUUUCAAAAGUUUUUAGCCUAUACACUGAUGUCUGUUGUGUGUUUUCUGCACCCAGUCCUGGUGUGGCAUGCUACUAUUCCAGGAACCAUGCUUGUUACAACUGGCUUUUCCUACUUCAUAAUAAGUAAGAAGAAAAAGACAAAGCUGUCCAAAGACCCAGCCAGCCAAUCUGAACGCUAUGCAGAUCCUUCUGCUACAUUGGUGGAUGUGACAGAAACAGGGGAUACAGAGCAAACGUUCAGCUUCAACAAUCCUGUUAAAAAGCAGAAGACAACUCCCUUAGCAUACCUUGAGAGCAUACUGAAAAUCAAACCGUCAAAAGAAAAUGAGCCAUCUAUGCUUCACCAAAGCUUUCCUGAGGAUAAACCACCGAUAAACAUGGGGAGGAAAAGACAGGAACAUAUUGAAGAGAAUGCAGUAACAAUGAUUGCAGUUGAGUCUGAAAGCCUGUAUAAUCAUGACAUGGGUUUAGAGGAAAAUACUUCAGACACGACUCCCAUCAUCAGAUCAUAACAUUCAUUUUUUGGGGGGAUUGCUUUAUAUAUUCACUGGAGGUACAGUGUACCAUAAAGCACAUAUCAGAUAUAUUCUGUACAUGCUACUGUACGUAGUCAAUGAGUCACUUCUCUUCCUAAACACAGUAAUAAAUAGUUUUAUAUUUUAAUGUUCAAACUGAAAGCUCCAGAGAAACAAAACAUUUAACCCCCAACACUACUAAUCCAGUUAUAAUUUACUGCUAGAAUAUUUGUGCAAAGAUAUAAGGGAUUUCAGUGAAUUUACCCAGGAACUGUUUAAACAAAAGACUACUGAGGCUAAAAAAAGCAGAAGAACUCCACAAUAACAUUGAAUAUACCAGCUGCAGAUCAUAAGGGAACAUCUGGACACAUGUGUACCAGUGGUGCCAAACAAUGCAUGUAUUAAAUCAGAUCCUGUUUUAUCAUGAAUUAUCCUGUUUGCAGUUAAAUCAAACAAUAAGCAACAAACAGCACCUGGGUCUUUCACUGUGUGUAGAACACACUGAAUUCAUUGUUAUACCUCCUGAGUUUGAUUAGUCUUUUUUUCUGCACCAAUCAGAAGUCUGUGGUAUGGUCAUUUUUUACAGAUACAAUGGAAUAUGAUAAUGUUUAUUGUGCCAUCAUGAACUGAAACAACUGUUUUGUUUUGUAUAGCUAACCAUUUAAAUUAAUCUCAAUGCUGUAUAUUACCAAAUAUCGUUAUCCCCCGCUGGUUUUCUUAGGGUUUUGGUCAUGUCAGUAUACAUACAGUAUAUUUCUGUAGUUUACUGUAUGUUCCCAAGAUACAAACACAUGUAAUUUAGUUUUAUCUAACAAAUGUUUUGUUGAUAAAGGCUAUCUUUGUUUCCAAAUAAAUAAAGGCUCAAACAAAGCUCUUAAUUCAGAAGAGAGAAGAGACUGGGACUGAUAUCACUCAUGCCUGGGCUUUCUAUGUAAACAAAGGCCCGCAUUUAUACAGGGUUUUAAAUAAACAAUAGAUAAGUCUCAGGUUUUUUUGUCUUUUUAUUUUU
This is a messenger RNA of Acipenser ruthenus (sterlet), 2196 nucleotides long. Its product is annotated as transmembrane protein 72. Bases 294 to 1184 code for a protein of 296 amino acids. Lineage: Eukaryota; Metazoa; Chordata; Actinopteri; Acipenseriformes; Acipenseridae. The record is from RefSeq and is a predicted model, not a curated record. The transcript is spliced from 6 exons.